AUGAGCGGCGCUUACGGAGAAGAUGAUAAAUACAUCUACAAGUUAGAGAUUUGCCAACAACCUCAAAGAGCCAGAAUGUGUGGGUUGGGUGAUAAAGACAGAAGACAAAUCAGUCCCCCACCAUGUAUCCAAUUGAUCAUAAUCGAUAAGGCCACCAAUCAAGAAAUACCCCCUGAAAAAGUGCCAAACGCUGCGUGCUACAUGUUGAUAGCAGAAUUAUGGGACCCAAAGGGAACAAAGAAUUUGAGUAUCGUUGACACUUUACAAGAAAGCCAACCAAAUGGCAAUGGUGAUGGCAACAACAACGAAGAAGACGAUGAUGAAUAUUUGGUAACCGGCACAGUGCAACGACCACCAUAUAACGAAACUACCUACCAAGCGGCUGAUCCUAACCUGGCAAAUAGCUUAGAAAGUGUGACGCUCGUCAACAAAUUGGACGAUCCAGCCCCAACCAGAAACUUGAUUGGUAAUAAUGUCACCAAUGCUUUCAAAUUGUACGAUGAACAUAACAAGUUGGGGAUCUGGUUUGUCUUGCAAGAUUUGUCUAUUAGAAUCGAAGGUAAAUUCAAGUUGAGAUUUUCUUUGUUCAAACUUGACCCAACGACUAUCUUUGACAGUAUCGAUAAUAAACCAGAAAUUGAUCUCAACUCUGCAGGAAGCACCGUUCCUAUUCUUGAUUUCAAAUAUACCGAUGUUUUCCAGGUUUACAGUGCAAAGAAGUUUCCUGGGGUCAUGGACAGCACCCCAUUGUCUAAGGCCUUUGCUAGUCAAGGUGUGAAAAUCCCAAUUAGAAGAGAUAAAAAGGGAGGCAACUGA
Molecule: messenger RNA, 816 nt
Organism: Saccharomycopsis crataegensis
Lineage: Eukaryota; Fungi; Ascomycota; Saccharomycetes; Ascoideales; Saccharomycopsidaceae
Product: velvet factor family protein
Exons: 2
Coding region: 1-816 (271 amino acids)
Source: RefSeq, a predicted model, not a curated record